CUGAGAAAUUUACUCCUCCAGCCCCUAUCACAGCUCCAGUAAUGAGCCUGCCCACUGAGCCCCAAGGGAUCCAUCCUCAGCUGUCCAGGUUGCAAGAAUCUGGCCAGUCACCCCCAGGAGCACCCAAGGAAGGCAGCCUGCAGUAUCACCAGCUACCUGUGGAGAGGGUGGAGAGGAAGGAGGUACCCCCUGAGCACCAGGCUCUGAAGACCACGUUUGAAGGAUUGGUGCAACGCUGCUCUGCUGUUGCCACUGAUCCAAAAACCCGAAGGAAGCUGGAGGACGGAUUGCAGCGGCUGGAGUGUUUGUAUGAGAAGCUCCGCGAGCAGGUGCUCUCUCCAACCAUCCUCAUGGGUCUCCAUGAAAUUGCCCGCUGCAUUGAGGCUAGGAACUACCAACAGGGUCUCCUGGUUCACACCCAGGUGGUGAGCAGCAGCAGUUUCAGUGAGGUGUCUGGCUUCAUGCCCGUCCUGAAAGUCCUCAUGACCAUUGCUGGCAAGCUGAAUGUGUAAAGCGCGGAGCAACUGCAACAGUACGCACCGAGAGCUGGUGGACUCCCUCUCCUGUUGAUGUGCUCCAGGUUGUGAAUUCUCCUUCUGAUCCUGGAGAAAUAAGUCUGUGCCAGUGCCUGGAAUGGUGCUGGGCCAGCGCAUCUGGCCCCAUCCACUCUCCAGAUAGCCCACUGGUGCCUGGGACUUCCAGAGACUGUUCUUUUUCUCUCUCCUUUCUCACUAGCCUGAGGCCGCUUCCCAGCCCAGGGCUCUCAAUUUCAGGCUGUCCAGGUUGCACAGAGAUUCUCCCUCUCCCCUGUUCCCCUGACACAAAGG
Mesitornis unicolor (brown roatelo) is the source of this 827-nucleotide messenger RNA. RefSeq names its product protein transport protein Sec31B-like. NCBI's taxonomy places the organism in Eukaryota, Metazoa, Chordata, Aves, Mesitornithiformes, Mesitornithidae. The transcript is spliced from 4 exons. Gene Ontology annotation, cellular component: endoplasmic reticulum exit site; COPII vesicle coat. Gene Ontology annotation, biological process: COPII-coated vesicle cargo loading; intracellular protein transport; endoplasmic reticulum organization. The coding region runs from base 42 to 512 and encodes 156 amino acids. Gene Ontology annotation, molecular function: structural molecule activity. The record is from RefSeq and is a predicted model, not a curated record.